Molecule: messenger RNA, 4160 nt
Organism: Cuscuta epithymum
Lineage: Eukaryota; Viridiplantae; Streptophyta; Magnoliopsida; Solanales; Convolvulaceae
Source: the annotation of a GenBank genome assembly
UGCGGCUCUGCAAGUGCAUAACAACGAUGUAUUUCUAUUGUAAGGCCCCUAAACUUUACUUUAAUCACUUUGUUGGCAGAACACUCUGUUUCUCUUGCUGGUUUCGUAUUUCCAGUGCCGCUCUGCAAGUGCCUAGUCUGCGUCUCCUUGACUGCUUGAGAGGAGGCGACCGCCCACCGCCCUCCUCGAUCGAAAUGCGUCAACUCAUCAACACUCACUCAUCAACAUCGGAAAACAGGAAACCGAAUUCAGAAGCAGAGAAGCUGACAACCAGAAAUUUUUGACAGGCCCUGACCAGGACACACCCUCCCAAACUAUGAAACUCCUCCUACCUCCAAUCCGCUUGCGAACGGCGAAGCCCAAAGUAGGUUGCACACAUCCUGAUUUCCUGCCCAACGAGGUUAUCAAGAUCAUCGAGACUGUCUCCCCCAUGGAACCCGCUCUUGAAAAGGUAUCUCAUUUCCUAUCAUCUCAUAUGGUGACCUCUGCUCUUCGGAAGCUACAAAAACCUGAGCUGAAUUUUCGAUUUUUCAUUUGGGCAACAAAUAGGAAACGUUUACGCAGCUUAGAUUCGCUUAAUUUAAUCACCGACAUGAUCGUAAAGGAUGAAAAUUUCGAUCUAUAUUGGAAGACGCUCGAGGAAGUAAAGAGUUCUGCAAUGCCAAUCUACCCGGAUGCUUUCAACGUUCUGAUCUCUGCCUAUUGGAAGCUAAAUAAGGCUGAGUUGGCCAUUGAGUGCUUCGAUAGAAUGAAAGAUUUUGAUUGCAAAGCUAAUUCUUUUACAUAUAAUUCCAUCCUUCACGGUAUGGUUCAGAAAGGUGUAAUUAUAUUAGCAUUAGCCGUGUAUAAUACGAUGAUGAAGUCAAAUUGUUCUCCAAACAGCUUUACAUUUAACAUUUUGAUCGAUGGAUUGUGUAAGAGUGGGAAUACACGGGAUGCACUUGCACUGUUUGAUGAAAUGUGUACAAGAGGGAUACUGCCAAGUAAAAUGACUUAUACAGUUAUUCUUUCUGGACUGUGUCAGGCAAAGAAAAUAGAAGAUGCAUGUAGGUUGUUUAACUUGAUGAAGACUAGAGGGUACACUCCAGAUUAUGUAUCGUACAAUGUCUUGCUCAAUGGGUUCUGUAAAUCGGGUAGGAUUGAUGAAGCACUUGCAUUAUUUGAGUCCUUUAAAAGUGAAGGCUAUGGUGUAGGGCUGGAGGGAUACAGUUGUCUAAUUGAUGGGUUGGUUAGGGCUAAGAGGUUUGACGCAGCUAAUUGUUUAUAUAAAAAGCUCUUAGAGAUUAAUAUUACACCUGAUGUUGUUUUAUGCACUAUUGUCAUUAAGGGGUUAUCUCAAGAAGGUAGAGUGAAGGAUGCACUGGAUAUACUGAGAGAAAUGACAGGGAGAGGUGUUAUACCAGACACCCAGUGCUACAAUACGCUGAUUAAGGGGUUUUGUGAUAUGGGUCUCCUUGAUGAAGCAAGAUCUCUUCAGCUUGAACUUUCACAGAACGGUUGCUUUCCGGACACUUACACCACAACUUCCCUCAUUUGUGGUAUGUGCAAGAAUGGUAUGGUGAGGGAAGCAAUGGAUAUCUUCAGUGAAAUGGAGAAACUAGGUUGCUCUCCUUCUGUUGAGAAUUUCAAUGCCCUUAUAGACGGACUUUGUAAAUCUGGCAAGAUUGAUGAAGCCCGACUCAUGUUUUACAAAAUGGAGAUAGGGAAGAAACCGUCAUUAUUUCUUCGGCUUUCUCAAGGCGUUGACCCAGUUCAUGACACGGCAAGUCUCCAAACAAGAGUUAAUAAGUUAUGUGAGGCGGGGUCAAUUCUCAAGGCUUACAAGCUUCUUAUACAGCUUGCAGACAGUGGAGCCGCCCCUAACACCGUUACAUACAACAUUCUGAUAAACACAAUGUGCAAAAUGGGAAAAAUAGAUAGUGCAUUGAAACUCUACGAGGAACUUCAAAUCAAGGGGCAUUCCCCCGAUCCAGUCACUUACGGGACCCUCAUUGAUGGAUUACAAAGAGUUGGGAGGGAAGAAGAUGCUUUUAAGCUAUUUGACCAUAUCAGCAAGAACGUACAUUCACCAAGCAUGUACAAGUCCAUGAUGACAUGGUCUUGCCGUAGGCGGAAGAUCACUCUAGCUUCUAAUCUUUGGUUGAGGUAUUUGAGGAGUCAAGCCACGAGGGAUGAAGAGGAUAUCCAAUUGGUUGAGAAAUAUUUGGAGGAAGGGGAGCGGGUGAAAGCGGUCCAGAGGUUGCUGGAAAUUGAAACCAAGUUGGCGGAUUUUGAUUCGGCCCCAUAUAGUAUUUGGUUGAUUGGGCUUUGUCAGAUAGGUACUCCAGAAGAGGCAGUCAAGGUUUUCUAUAUCAUUCAGAAGUUUGGACUGAAUGUGUCUGCUCCGAGUUGUGUGAUGUUGAUUAGCAGUCUUGUUGAGAUUGGAAGUUUGGAUCAGGCUGUGGAGGUUUUCCAUUAUACUUUGGAGAAAGGUAUACGUUUGAUGCCACGUGUCUGUAAUAAGUUGCUCCAAUCCCUUCUUUGUUCUAAAGAAAGUUCUGAGCUUGCCUAUGUGGUGUUAAAUGGUAUGAAUUUGACGGGUUGUGACUUGAGUGUCUAUCUUCACGCCCACACAAGAUCUCUUUUACGACAUUGGAACAUAAGGGAAUCAAAAAACACAGCACCUGGAUAGGGUUGUUCAGGUCUAGUUUGUUAUUUUCACGGUUGUUAAAGCUUGUGCUUCCUUCCCACAUUGUCCUCACUAACCCCAGUUUUCAUUGAGAAAGGUUUGCUUAUAUUUGUGCAAUCUACUGAGAGUUACAUCGGAGAAACUGUGUUAAUGUGUAUGUUUGCGGAUAGUUGGCACCCUCAAACGGGAUAGUUGACACGGGAUGUUCUUCACUACCAAGCAAGCAAACAAACAACACACGGAAAGCGGCCCUAACCCUGGUGUCACAUAGGUGGUUACACAUGCGCCCUAAAGCGGGCUGCCAUCGUUGCCGUCUUCUUGCACCAACCGGCUACGUACUACGCUUACAUCCCGUUUCUCCUUUUUUUUGCUCAGGGGUUGAUACUCCAGACCUCACGCCUUCAGCAACUAUAAAUUCGUUUUUAUGCAACUUGGGAAAAACUUCCACACUUCCUGUCAUCUCUCUGCUUCCCUUCCCCUGUCUAUGGUGGUUUUCAGUCCCUUUUAGCUCCCUCUCACUGUCAUUCAUCUGCUUAAGACUGAAUCAAGGUAGUCAAAGUCGAAAGGCGCAAAGCGCUAGGGGCCUUCCAGCGCCUGAGGUGCAAGCCGCUAUUAAAGCGCUCGCCUGACUCGGAGGGCAGAGGCUUCAUGAAGUUACAGAUUGGCAUUAGGAUUACCUUAUGCACCCGUCGAGCUCGUAGGGAACACCGACACUAGCGUUUCUCAACCGACAUUUUCUUCAGUUCCCCAAAUUGUCAGUUAGGCAAUUGAAGAGUUUACUUUGAUUGGCAAUUAUCUCUCAGUCCUUCAAUACUGUUCUACGGCUAGCACAUGGCCUCUGUCGAUUGUGAUGAAAUCAGUUUAAAAUUAAGCCCCUCUGAAACACAAGCAUCCAAACAAAAAGUGAAGUGCGACCAUGGCGUUUCUUCAUCGCUGCAGAUGGUAUCCUCAGGGCGAAACAAGGGAAAGAGAUUUAUGGCUGCCCCAAAUUGAAGCACGGUCCAACACACAAGUAUUUAAUUGUGACGGAAUGAAAAUCUUAAGAACGAGCUGCAGAAAAUUCAGGCUGCGAAAAAAUUGUUGUUGGAGAAAAUCAUAUGUCCGCUUCGAUUGAAGCUCUCUGUUAUGCCAUUUGAGGAACGAGUAAUUGCGUAGCGAAGGAAGAUAUAGAGAAAUACAGAUAGAGAAGAAAACUGGUUGGGUAGGAUCUUCUAAGACCAGAAAUAAAUUGAAUUCUUGUACCUGCGGAACUCGAUUGACCCUAUCAAUAUGCUUGGUUUAUAUGUGGAAAAAGAAACUGGUUAAACGGUGUUACAGUAAAAGAAAGCUCUGUCUAGUUCAUUAUUUGUAUGUGGACCUCAUGGGAAGCUUGAAUUACUCAUGCAAAAGUUUGAAGUAGGGAUUACUUUUGUUUAAUUGAUUAAAGCAAGGAUUAAUCUUAUCAAUUUCACCUAUACAUAAAGCAUGUUUAUGAAUUAAAAUGCUUAACUCA